AUGAAGUUCUCUCUGGCUGUUAUGCUACCUCUUGUGCUGACUUUGUCGGUUAAUGCCGCCGCUGCUGGCCUGUCUUGCAAGCCGUUCGGCAAGGCUGACACCCUGGUCGGCCAUAAUGCAGGAAACAGUGUCAAGCAGUACGAGUACGGCUACAGUGAAAAGCACAAGGCCAAGGGCUUUAUGAAGGUGACAAACUCGACGUCCCACCAGAGGUUCCAGUUUUACGAGUGUAAAGCGCCCAACGACAGCUUUGAGUCUCACCACGGCAGCGUCCACUAUGGUCAGAUUCGCCCUGUUGACAAGACUGACCUGUGUCUGAGCAACACAGGCGUCUUUGUCUACAAGGAUGGCGUCAAAAACGAGGACAGCAUCCGUCUGCAGCCGCAGGGUUCUGCCAACAUCCUCCUUCUGAAGCCCUGUGCGAGCAGGGGUGAGGAGCUUCGUCACCAGUGGUUCUCAGCUCACAACGUCGAUGGCUGCGGCCUCCGCGUGGCCCUCGAGGGCAAGAAGGAUGACAUUGAGUCGGACGGUGUGUCUCGCAACGGCGAUUGGUCGAUCUCCUUUAAUCCCUUCGCCUCAUGGGGUUUGCGUGAGGCUGUCUACCUUGCUAGCGACAAGCUCGACCCUACCUGCCCCGUGCAGAAAGCGAAGUAA
Messenger RNA from Malassezia sympodialis ATCC 42132, 654 nucleotides. RefSeq lists its product as uncharacterized. Lineage: Eukaryota; Fungi; Basidiomycota; Malasseziomycetes; Malasseziales; Malasseziaceae. The record is from RefSeq and is a predicted model, not a curated record.